AUGGAGUGAAAGGACAGAGACUGGUGUUUGAAUUUUCCCCCAAGUUGCUGUAGGGAUUUCCUUUUAAGCCGCCUUCAUGAAGGGUUCUGGAUGCAGACAAGAAUCAAAGAUGGUAUUUAACUAAAUGUUGAGGUGGGGAAGUAGGACACUCCAAUCACGAGCAAAGCGAAGAAGAGAUCGUGAUGCACGAGCACAUGCAGUCACAUUUAAGGAUUUUUGUGUUUUGGAUGUAGGAGCAGAGACGCAGGCUGUCUUCUCACGCUUCACAGCCAGUCUUUCUUCAACAAAGGUGGACAGAGGCAGAGGGCAGGAGGAGGGGGGGUCCAGCACAGAGGUGCCCCCUGUCUUCAGACACCUGCAGCUGGCUACUGCUGACAUUGAGGACAGUGUUCGACUGUGGCUGUGCAUGAGUGUGUGUGCAUGUGAAUGAGUCAAAAGGACAGAGAAAGAGUGAGGAGAGGUUUCAGUGCUAUGCCCAUGCCUCUGUGUUAGUGUCAGGAAUCAGAACAGUCUUCAUACCAACCGUUGCAUCUGUGAGCGAGGAGGAGGGAGGACACACUGUCACAGAGCAGCGAGACGUUUGUAGGGGAAGACUCACACUGCUCAUGCCCCUGGUCUCCUCUCUGAGGGAUGGGCACCACAGAGGCGACUCUACGAAUGGAGAACAUGGAAGUGAAAGAUGAGUGGCAGGAUGAAGACUUCCCCAGACCUUUGCCAGAGUACGAAGACAUGGAUGCCUCCUGUGGUCUCACAGACGACAGAGGCUCCCCCCCUAACUCCCUGAAUGUGAACCCACCUGGAGGAGGAGGAGGAGGAGGGUCUUCGUCCAGCCGUAAACGUCGUACGUUGCUGGCCCCAGACAUGAACCUCUCCCUGGAUCACAGCGAGGGAUCUCUGCUGUCAGACUCUGCUGACGACUUCCUGGACACACCAGACGACCUGGACAUUAAUGUUGACGACAUUGACACUCCGGAUGAGACAGACUCACUGGAGUUCAUCACCAAUGGCAACGAACUAGAGUGGGAAGAUGACACACCAGUGGCCUCAGCCAAAGCAGGUCCAUGUGACGGCUCAGUAGAAGUGGAUGAAGAUGGGAACCCCCACAACGGACGCCUCUGGAGAACAGUGAUCAUUGGAGAGCAGGAGCAUCGUAUUGACAUGCAGGUCAUCAGACCUUAUAUGCGGGUCAUCACACAUGGAGGUUAUUAUGGAGAAGGUCUCAAUGCCAUCAUUGUGUUCUCUGCCUGUUACCUGCCUGACAGCAGCUGUCCAGACUAUCACUACAUGAUGGAAAACCUCUUUCUGUAUGUGGUGAGCAGUCUGGAGAUGCUUGUGGCUGAAGAUUACCUGAUCAUCUACAUGAACGGAGCAACUCCUCGCAGUAAGAUGCCUGGGAUCAGCUGGCUUAAGAAAUGUUACCAGAUGAUUGACAGAAGACUGAGGAAGAACCUGAAGUCUUUGGUCAUCGCUCAUCCCACAUGGUUCAUACGCACUGUCCUGGCUAUAUCCAGGCCUUUCAUCAGUGUGAAGUUCAUGAAUAAGAUCCAGUAUGUCCACAGUCUGGAUGAACUGGCAGAAAUUGUCCCCAUGGAGCAUGUUCAUGUCCCAGAGUGUGUGGUGCAAUUUGACGAGGAGAGGAUUAAAGUCAGGAGGGAAAGGAUGGAGCAGGAGCAGAGACAGCAGGAGCAUCAGCAGUCAGUCCCACAGGAGACAAUGAAAAAGUCUGCAAGGCCAAAGUCAGUGCUUGUGGAUCAAGGCUUAUGAGAAGAGGACAGAACUUUGCAGGGUCUGACAGAAGUCUGGAGCAUGACAUCUCUGAUAUAUAUACCUGUAAAAAGCAGAUGGCCAUCACGUCUACAUGUACUCCCUCGUUUAAUCAAUAUACCAACUGAAGAUCACCGCUAUCGGUGAAUGAUCCAUCUCUCUCCAUUCGCUCUGUCUGGACCCUUUGUCGUUCGUUCUUCCAGAGAGCUUCUGACAUCACAAUUUGAAGAUUGUUAAGAGGAGAUGCUGCUGCAUUGAACUGUUUCUUAGUGGAAACUGUUGCUGAGUAAAUUCUUUUCAUUACCUUGCUGUGUGUGCGGCACUGUGACCUUUUGACCAGACGUCAUAACAUGAUCCACAUCAUCAUGAGGAGGCGGAGGCUCUGUAAGGACACAACAUGGACAUAAAUGAUCACUGUAGUCUACUAAAAUUAAAAGGAUGACACAUUUUUUGCCACAUCGUUUUGUUUAAUAAUUCUACAGCUUGUCAUUAGUGCAAACAUAGAUGUAAGUCCAAAUUUUUUAACAACAUUUAUGACCUGACAAUAGGGAUGUGUGAUAGAAGCUGAUACUGAAGCCUGUGCAGGUGGGAGGUCACCAGACAACAGUGGUCACAUGAUGGUGGUGUUUGGUACAUGUCAUUUACAUGUUUGUCAUUCGAAUAUAUAUAUACAGUAAUGAUGGUUGUCAAACAGAUCAGAUGCCUUCCUCUUUAUUAUUGUGUUUUAUUUGCCGUGACUCAUUUUCAAAUGCUGUAUUUUGCUGUAUGAACAUUCAUCAACAUAUGAACUAUUCUGUCAUGUUUCCAACAAAAAGAAACUGAGACAUGAACAUCUAAAAGAAUCCUAUAAUGUGACACUGAGAAGCAAUUACUCUUGUGUGUCAUGAAUAUGUGUCCACACAAACAGAUGUCAUACAUCACAAUGAUGUUCUUUUAGAAUGUGACAGUUAAGCAUCACAUUAAGAAUACUUUCUAUGCGUGGAAAUUAGAGAUACAAACCUAAAAUAUAAUGAAUAAUGUGUGACGUCCGUGUGACCACAAAGUAACAAAUGUUGCCCAUUUGAUUUUCAAAUUCUAAAAUGUAGUGCAUAUUUUAAAGAGAAAGUGUUUCUUGUUAUAUAGUUUGAUCAUUAAGGCGCAGCUGAGCUGUAUUAUACAUUUAAUUUUGCCAUCUUUUUUAUUAUUUUUUGCAGAAAUGUGUUCUUACCACUAACCAUAUCAGCUCCAACAGAAAGGGCCCAUACUAAGAGAUUCUGAUAGGAGUGCAGACAGACUAUGUCAAUGCAGCCGACGCUGAGUCUCAUUUGCCAUUUAAAUUUUUGUUUGCAUGCAUAGUGUACAUGGGGCGGACCGUCCUUUAUUUUUGUCACUCGACUUAUUGUAGCAGCAGAGAAAUUUUAUUUUUGUAAAGAACUGCACACUGUGUUGCCUGUUAGCUGUUUUUUUCUUGCACUGUUGUCCCAUAAUGUCGGAUUUACAGACUAUGUGGUAGAUUUACGUUUAGGAGGUGAUGAGUUAUUUUUGUUGUAGAGAAGAAUGACUGUCGUGUAGUUUAUAGCUGUUAGGACAGCAUGCACAUGCGUAUAUGCAUCUUUUACAUGUCAUUACAUGUACAUCUUUCCUAUAGAACAAAUGAAACUCCGUCUUUUUUCUGCAGUAGUGAUGUUUCUCUUGUUUUGUUGCCUUUUCAUUGUGGGAAAAAUACUUUGACACCAUUAAACAGAGCGACAGUUGCAUCAGAAAUGUUGUACCACAGCAGACACUGCUUAUCAUAGCGAGGGCUGUUCUGUCGUUGGUUUUUUGUUUUUGUUGUUGUUGUUUUGGCUGAACUGAGUGCCUAUUUUUGAACCAAAUGUUUAAAAGAAAUCCAUGAAGGAAGUGAAUGAAUUUAAAAUGUAGCCUUUGUGUUUUUAGUGUUAGGAUUUCAUGGUUUAGUCUAUCAAGUUAUAGCCAUUGUCAGUGACAAGGUUUGCAUAUAACUGAGGUUAACUUUCCAAAAUUAAAAUAUGAAUUCUCACUAUUAAAGCACAAUAUGUCGAUUGCUACUAAUUGUCUGCCUAGCAUUUCUCUGCUGUAAACAUUUGCUCAGAUUCAAGGGGAUUCAAGAUUAUCAAUAAUUAGUGUUUCUGAUGUUUAUUCUGUUACCAUGAUUGAUUCUUCCAUGUAAAUAAAGCCGAAUAAACCAUUCCUUCUGAAUUCA
Molecule: messenger RNA, 3964 nt
Organism: Solea senegalensis (Senegalese sole)
Lineage: Eukaryota; Metazoa; Chordata; Actinopteri; Pleuronectiformes; Soleidae
Gene: atcaya
Product: ATCAY kinesin light chain interacting caytaxin a
Exons: 13
Coding region: 631-1764 (377 amino acids)
Biological process (GO): apoptotic process
Cellular component (GO): cytoplasm
Source: RefSeq, a predicted model, not a curated record